CGACUGAGCCACGGAGCUAGCGCUAAGCAACAUGGCGGAAGAGGAGGUGGCCAAGCUGCAGAAGCACCUAGCCCUGCUCAGGCAGGAGUAUGUGAAGAUGCAGCAGAAGCUGGCUGACACCGAGAGACGGUGUGCUGUGCUGGCCGCCCAAGCCUCUGGACAGGGUUCCACUGGCCCUGCUGCUGGAGACACCUUCAUCAGCCGUCUGUUGGACAUUGUGGCCAACCUCUAUCAACAGCAACAGUACAGUGAUCUGAAGGUGGUGGUUGCCGAGGAGAGGCUCAGUGCCCACAAAUUUGUACUGGCUGCUCGCAGUGAUGUCUGGAGUCUUGCCAACCUUGCCUCGACUUCAGAAUUGGAUCUAUCCGAUGCAAAGCCUGAGGUCGCCAUGGCGAUGCUUAGGUGGGCAUACACUGAUGAGUUGGAGCUUAGUGAGGAUGAUGCCUUUCUUAUUGAAUUAAUGAAGCUGGCGAACCGCUUCCAGCUGCAGCUGCUCAGAGAGAGGUGUGAAAAAGGCGUCAUGUCUUCAGUGAAUGUAAGGAAUUGUAUUCGCUUCUACCAGACAGCUGAGGAGCUUGAUGCCGCCACGCUGAUGAACUACUGUGGGGAGAUCAUAGCCAGUCACUGGGAUGACCUGAGGAAAGAAGACUUUACUACCAUGAGUGCCCAGCUCCUCUACAAAAUGAUCAAGUCCAAAACUGAGUAUCCCCUCCACAAAGCCAUCAAAGUUGAGCGGGAAGAUGUGGUUUUCCUGUACCUCAUCGAGAUGGAUUCCCAGCUGCCUGGCAAGCUGAAUGAACUGGACAACAACGGUGACUUGGCACUAGACUUGGCACUUUCUCGCAAAUUGGAGAGUAUUGCCACCACACUGGUCAACAACAAAGCAGAUGUAGACAUGGUGGACCAGAGUGGUUGGAGCCUCCUCCAUAAAGCCAUCCAACGAGGUGACGAGUUUGCCUCAACCUUCCUGAUUCGCCACUCCGCCCAGGUGAAUGCAGCCACUGUAGGGGCAGUGGAAACCCCUCUCCAUUUGGUGUGUUCCUUCAGUCCGAAGAAACACUCCAGGGAAGUGAUGAGUGGCAUGGCCCGAAUUGCAGAAGCCCUGCUCAAGACUGGAGCCAACCCCAACAUGCAGAACAGCAAAGGCAGAACCCCUCUGCAUGAAGCUGUGGCGUCGGGGAAUGAGCCUGUGUUCAACCAGCUCCUACAGUGCAAACAGUUGGACCUGGAACUCAAGGACCACGAGGGGAGCACGGCUCUGUGGCUAGCCCUGCAGUAUAUCACUAUGUCAUCUGACCCCUCGGUAAACCCAUUUGAGGAUGAGGCUCCGGUGGUGAACGGCACCUCCUUUGACGAGAACAGUUUUGCAGCCCAGUUAAUCCAGAGAGGCAGCAACCCUGAUGCACCUGAUACUGUAACUGGAAACUGCCUUCUGCAAAGAGCAGCCAGGGCUGGCAGUGAAGCUGCUGCUCUCUUCUUGGCUACUCAUGGGGCGAAGGUCAACCAUGUGAACAAAUGGGGUGAGACUCCACUUCAUACAGCUUGCCGAUGUGGCUUGGCAAGUCUGACAGCAGAGCUGCUCCAGCAAGGGGCCAACCCCAAUCUGCAAACCCAGAAAGCACUGCCCGAUGAUGAUGCCCACGGUGUGGCUCUGCAGAGCCCCCUCCACAUGGCCAUUGCUUACAACCACCCGGAUGUGGUUUCUGUCAUCCUGGAACAGAAAGCCAAUGCACUGCAUGCCACCAACAACUUUCAGAUAAUUCCAGACUUCAGCCUCAAAGAUUCGGUGGACCAGACAGUGCUGGGCUUAGCUCUCUGGACAGGUAUGCACACCAUAGCGGCUCAACUGCUGGGCUCAGGGGCUUCCAUCAAUGACGCCAUGUCCAAUGGCCAAACUCUGCUGCACAUGGCCAUCCAAAGACAGGACAGCAAGAGUGCCCUGUUCCUUCUGGAGCAUCAAGCGGACAUCAAUGUUAGGACCCAGGAAGGCCAGACAGCACUACAGCUCGCCAUCAGGAACCAGCUGCCCUUGGUUGUCGAUGCCAUCUGCACGCGAGGGGCAGACAUGUCCGUGGUGGAUGAGAAUGGCAACCCACCUCUGUGGCUGGCACUUGAGAACGGCUUGGAAGAUAUUGCCUCCACACUGGUGCGCCAUGGCUGCGACGCUACUUGUUGGAGCUCCGGUCCCUCAGCCUGCCAGCAGACUCUCCUCCACAGGGCUAUCGAUGAGAACAACGAGAUCUCAGCCUGCUUCCUCAUUCGCAGUGGUUGUGACGUGAACAGCUCAAGGCGACCUGGCCCUAACGGAGAAGGGGAUGAGGAGGCACGAGAUGGUCAGACACCCCUCCACCUGGCGGGCUGCUGGGGACUGGAGGAGGUGGUGCAGUGCCUUCUGGAGUUUGGGGCCAACGUCAAUGCACAGGAUGCAGAGGGCCGGGCUCCCAUCCAUGUUGCCAUUAGCAACCAACACAGCGUCAUUAUCCAGCUGCUCAUCUCCCAUCCAGACAUCCGUCUUAACAUACGUGACCGUCAGGGCAUGACCCCCUUUGCCUGUGCCAUGACCCACAAGAACAACAAGGCUGCUGAGGCUAUCCUGAAGAGAGAACCAGGGGCUGCUGAGCAGGUGGAUAACAAGGGGCGUAAUUUCCUCCAUGUGGCUGUGCAGAACUCCGACAUCGAAAGUGUCCUGUUCCUCAUCAGCGUCCAGGCAAAUGUCAACUCCAGGGUGCAGGACACAGCCAAACUCACGCCUCUCCAUCUGGCUGUUCAAGCGGGUUCUGAGAUUAUUGUCCGCAACCUGUUGCUAGCUGGGGCCAAAGUGAAUGAGCUUACCAAACACAGGCAGACAGCCCUACACCUGGCUGCCCAGCAGGACCUGGCUACUAUCUGCUCUGUGUUGCUGGAGAAUGGAGUAGACUUUGCUGCUGAGGAUGAGAAUGGAAACAAUGCUCUGCACCUGGCUGUGAUGCAGGCUCGCCUUAACAACGUUCGUGCCCUUCUCACGGAGUCCAACAUCGACGCCGAGGCCUUCAAUCUCAGGGGUCAGUCACCGAUGCAUGUCCUUGGGCAUUAUGGGAAGGAGAAUGCUGCUGCCAUCUUCGAGUUGUUUCUGGAAUGCAUGCCUGAAUAUCCUCUGGACAAACCAGACAAUGAAGGGAACACAGUUCUGCUCCUGGCCUACAUGAAAGGAAACGCUAAUCUGUGCCGCGCCAUCGUCAGGGCUGGGGCUCGACUGGGCAUCAACAACAAUCAGGGCAUCAACAUCUUUAACUACCAAGUGGCCACCAAACAGUUGCUCUUCCGCCUCCUAGAUAUGUUGUCCAAAGAGCCGCCAUGGUGCGAUGGGUCCAACUGCUAUGAAUGUGCUGCCAAGUUCGGUGUUACAACACGGAAACAUCACUGGUCAGUACAUACUGUACAUGCAACAGACAGUCAUUUCUAUCCGUUGUUUCAUUUCUGCACACCAUGUCAGACUGUACGUUUAACGUUGUGUUUCUCGUCCUUAUCACCGACUUCGAACUACAGCCGCCACUGUGGGCGCCUGCUGUGCCACAAGUGCUCUAUAAAGGAGAUUCCCAUCAUCAAGUUUGACUUGAACAAGCCUGUGAGGGUGUGCGACAUCUGCUUUGACGUGCUGACUUUGGGAGGGGUGUCCUAAUGCGGUGGCCUCGG
Lampris incognitus (smalleye Pacific opah) is the source of this 3672-nucleotide messenger RNA. RefSeq names its product ankyrin repeat and FYVE domain containing 1 (gene ankfy1). Gene Ontology annotation, molecular function: metal ion binding; small GTPase binding. The record is from RefSeq and is a predicted model, not a curated record. Gene Ontology annotation, cellular component: cytoplasm; nucleus; endosome membrane. The transcript is spliced from 24 exons. Gene Ontology annotation, biological process: Golgi to lysosome transport; retrograde transport, endosome to Golgi. Bases 32 to 3658 code for a protein of 1208 amino acids. NCBI's taxonomy places the organism in Eukaryota, Metazoa, Chordata, Actinopteri, Lampriformes, Lampridae.